AUGGGUAAGCCAUCCCAAAAUAGCUCAAAUGUUAGAGCUCAAUGGCCAUCAAGAGUAACAACUAUCUUUUGUGAAGCUUGUGUGGAUGAGGUAUUUAAGGGUAAUCGACCUAAUACCCACUUUAGUAAAAAGGGUUGGACAAAUAUUAUAGCAACUUUUGAAAAGAAAACUGGAAGGGAAUAUCCUAGGGCAAAGUAUAAGCAUAAAUGGGAUAGUUUGAAGAAAGAUUGGGUACUUUGGAAUAAGUUGAAGGGAAGUGAAACUGGAUUGGGAUGGGAUGCAGCCGAAGGAACAAUAACUGCAACUGAUGAGUGGUGGGAGACGAAAUUAAUGGAGGUUCCUGAAGCUGCAAAAUUUCGAGAGAAAGGUUUGGAGAAUGUUGACUUAUUAGACAUUAUGUUUAAGGACAUUGCGGCCAUAGGAGAUUUAGCAUGGGCCCCCACCUCAGGUGUGUUACCUGAUGAUCUUGAGACACCUAAGGAGGGGUUAGGUGAUACUUCUGCUGACUCAUCUUCUCCAAAUGAUGAUGAUGACGUUCAUGAAGAUGAGACUCCUAACCUCACAAAACCACCUAACCCAACACAAAAGAAAGGAAAGAAGCGAGUUUUACCAUCAUCCACACAAAGUAAAGGGAAGAAAGGAGGAACGGCAUUACAAUUGACACAACAGCUUAGUCGUAUUUGUGAUGUUGUGGAGUUAAGGAACUCAACUUUUUUAGUGGAGCCAAGUAGUACUAUUCGUAAUGUCAUGGAACGCGUGUGCACCUUAGAUGGCAUUGAGAAGGGUUCCGAACUCUACCUCAUGGCAGCACGUGAUAUUCCUAUGGAUUACAAUGAUCAUAUUGAUAAUAGUGAUGAAGAUCAUUCUUAUGAUGUGGAAAACGAUGAAUAUGAUGAUGAGGAAUUAUAUGAACUUGCUGUUGCUGGAUGUCAUGUUGCAGACUGCAUUGGUGCCAUUGACGGUACACAUAUCCAAGUUGUUAUUUUGGACGACAAGAAAGCUUCAUAUUAUAAUAGAAAGGGCGUGACAUCUUUUAAUGUGAUGGUAGCAUGUGAUUUUGAUUUACUUUUCACAUUUGUGAUGGCUGGAUGGGAGAGUGCAGCACAUGAUACACGCAUUUUCUUAGAUGCUAUCCGUUGA
Messenger RNA from Quercus robur (English oak), 1140 nucleotides. RefSeq names its product L10-interacting MYB domain-containing protein-like. The transcript has 4 exons. The record is from RefSeq and is a predicted model, not a curated record. The coding region runs from base 1 to 1140 and encodes 379 amino acids. NCBI's taxonomy places the organism in Eukaryota, Viridiplantae, Streptophyta, Magnoliopsida, Fagales, Fagaceae.